AUGGCUGAAAUCGAUGAAGAUUCGUUUUAUCCAGAUCCAGAUGGACCAAAUGCUGAAAAAGCUCGACUAGGCCCUCCUGACCGUUGGAUAUAUUGCCCUGCUGUUGGAUCGGUGAUUGCGAAACAUUUUCUUCCGUUUAAGACACCUCUUUGCAAACUUUAUGAUGAAUAUAUCGAAGGUGAACGGUAUUUGUUUCAUCCGAAGGAUAUAUUCGCAAAUCCUCUUAAAGGCGCCGAUCCUGGUGCCAAAAUUGGUCUCUGGAUCGAUUUAACCAAAACAAAUCGUUAUUACAGCAAAAAGGAGGUUGAGAGUAGAGGAUGUGUUUAUAUUAAAAUGGCCAUGAAAGGUCACAAAGAGGUGCCAAGCGAGGCGCAGACAGAGUUUUUUUGUAAUCUUGUUCAGGAUUUCUUGCUGCGAAAUCCGAAAGAUGUUGUCGGAGUGCACUGUACGCACGGUUUCAAUCGUACAGGAUUUCUUAUAACCGCAUAUCUUGCCACAUGUCUUGACUGGGCUGUAGAUGCUGCUGUUCAUACUUUUGCAAAGCAUAGACACAAUGGUCAACCGCUUUUCAUGAGUGGUGCUGUUCCACGUGUUACUUAUGUUGCUGAUUCGAUGAUGAGAGGAAUUCUUCAAAGCAAGAUAGCUCAGAUGUGUGGGUCAACACGAGACGGGUUUCCUGGUAGUCAGCCAGUUUCUAUGGAACGAUCUCCUGAAAAUAAUAACUUGCAUCUGCUUGCUGAAAAUGAUUAUAUGGUUUCUUGGAAGGCCGAUGGCACAAGAUAUAUGGUGCUUAUUGAUGACGAAGAUUCAGUUUUUGCAUUCGAUCGUGAUAACAAUGUUUUUCGAAUUCCAUUUUUAUAUUUCCCUCAUCGAAAAGAAAAAAGGCAUAUCCGACAUACAUUACUUGACUGCGAAAUGAUUAUUGACAAAGUCGUCGAUGAUUCUGGAAUGCAACAAACUGUACCGCGCCUUUUGGUGUAUGAUAUUGUAAAAUUCGAGGAAAAUAAUGUUGGUGCAUGCGAUUUCAAAACGAGGUUGUUUUGUAUUCGUCGAGAAAUAAUUGGACCUCGAAAAGAGGCCAUGCAACGUGGAAUAAUUAGAAGAGAAAAUGAGCCAAUAAGUGUUCGCGUAAAGGAUUUCUGGGAAUUGGAAGCCGUGCCAAAAUUUUUUAGUGAUAAAUUCACAAAGAAUGUUGGCCAUGAAAUCGAUGGGCUUAUAUUUCAGCCUGUGCAUGAAGCGUACCGGCCUGGGCGGGUUGACACAAUUCUAAAGUGGAAGCCUCCAUCGCAUAAUUCAAUCGAUUUCAAACUACAAAUUCGGAAAAUAUGUAAUGUAGGUGAACUUCCUGAAUAUGUAGGCUUACUAUUUGUGCAACACGAAGCGACGCCUGUGGCUCAAUUGAAGGCUACGAAGAAACUGUUGCCUUACGAUAACAAAAUUGUUGAAUGCAAUUUUGUGAAUGGCAAAUGGCAAUUUAUGCGAGAACGAACUGAUAAAAGUUUACCGAAUUCGAUGAAAACUGCGAAGGCCGUGUUUAAUAGCAUAAGAUAUCCGAUUAGCAAAACUGAUUUAAUCAAUUUCGUAGAAUCGACGUGUAUUUCUCGAGCAAAAAAGAGAAAUCUAGAUAAUUGCUCUUCUAAUUUGUCAUCAAAACGAGCUCAUACUUGA
Messenger RNA from Dracunculus medinensis (Guinea worm), 1668 nucleotides. The record is from the annotation of a GenBank genome assembly. NCBI's taxonomy places the organism in Eukaryota, Metazoa, Nematoda, Chromadorea, Rhabditida, Dracunculidae.